Messenger RNA from Rhodamnia argentea, 1026 nucleotides. RefSeq names its product probable LRR receptor-like serine/threonine-protein kinase At3g47570. Lineage: Eukaryota; Viridiplantae; Streptophyta; Magnoliopsida; Myrtales; Myrtaceae. Gene Ontology annotation, molecular function: protein binding. The record is from RefSeq and is a predicted model, not a curated record. The transcript has a single exon. Bases 1 to 1026 code for a protein of 341 amino acids.
AUGAAGUCUCUCAACUUGUCUUUCCUCGAGUUCUCGUCGCCAUGUCGUCUAUUUUUCACAUGUGUAGUGGUGCUUUUGCCGUUCAUUAGCCUAGUCUCUUCAGUUAAUAAUGGGACGGACAAGCUCGCAUUGCUUGCAUUCAAGGCCACGAUAACUGAGGAUCCUUACGGGGUGCUGAGUUCAUGGAACCAUACGGCGGACCAUUGUCAGUGGUAUGGUGUCAGGUGCGGUCGCCUCCACCACAGAGUAACGGGACUAGACCUACAAGACAGAAAGCUUUUUGGAUCCAUCUCUCCUCACAUUGGAAACUUGAGCUUCUUGAGAGUCCUGAUGCUAAACAACAAUAGUUUCCACGACAAAAUCCCGCAACAAGUCAGCCAUUUGCACAGGUUACGUGUCUUGCAAUUAUUCUACAACACAUUGGAAGGCGAAAUCCCAAGAAACCUGUCGGGUUGCGCUCGCCUUACACAGCUCCGCCUAGGUUUCAACCGGCUGGUCGGAGAAAUUCCCGUUGAAUUUGGUUCUUUGCUGGAGCUUCAGUAUCUCACUUUACCUGAGAACCAUCUAAUGGGAACUGUUCCUUCAUCCAUCGGAAACAUGUCAUCAUUAGAGUUUCUCAGUCUCUCUAAUAAUGAAUUAAGUGGGAAGAUACCCUCAGCUCUUAGAAAACUAACCAAACUCAUAGUGCUUGCUGUAGCACGAAAUAGGUUGUCUGGCUCAAUUCCUCCAUCUAUCUUCAAUCUUUCUUCUGUGAUGCUGUUCGACAUCGGUGAAAACCAAAUAGAAGGGACUCUUCCUGCCAAUAUAGGCUUCACUCUUCCAAACAUUGAGAUUUUCAGCAUUUACUCUAACCGAUUCACUGGAGCGAUUCCUUGGUCAAUAUCUAAUGCAACCACUUUAGAGUUGCUACAAGCGCAAUUUGAACGAGCUUUCGGGGAACAUGCCUCCUUUGGACCGCUUAAACAAGCUCCGAGCAUGGAACUUUCGAUUCUAAUUAUUUGGGGAGUGGAGGAUACGAUGAUUUGA